AUCAUGUCGGUCGCUCUAAAGGCUGCGAUAUAACGGCUCAUCUAUGGAGCCAAUCAUAUGACAAUGGAAACCGAUGUUAGGGACAGAAAACAGGCAGCAAAGAUGGGCAUCAUGACAUCAAAUAGUUAAAGAACCGGCUUAUAUUGGUUGUAAUUUAAGUAAUUGUGCGUUAUAAAGAUUUGCGACGUGUUCUUUUGCGCUGGCUCCACACUGUUAGUGUUGGGCUGCAAAAAUAUGGCAAAGGUUCAGGUGAACAAUGUAGCAGUGUUGGAUAACCCAUCUCCCUUUUUAAAUCCUUUCCAGUUUGAAAUCACUUUUGAGUGUAUUGAAGAUUUACCAGAAGAUCUGGAGUGGAAAAUCAUUUAUGUUGGUUCUGCAGAAAGUGAAGAGUACGACCAGAUUUUAGACUCUGUUUUAGUUGGCCCUGUUCCUGCAGGGAGGCACAUGUUUGUAUUUCAGGCAGAUUCAGCACAACCGGGACUCAUUCCAGAUGCAGAUGCCGUGGGUGUGACUGUUGUGUUAAUUACCUGCACGUACCGCGGUCAGGAAUUCAUUCGAGUGGGGUAUUACGUUAACAAUGAAUACACAGACCCAGAACUCAGGGAAACCCCUGCUGUGAAGCCAGAUUUUGCCAGGCUUCAAAGAAACAUCCUGGCUUCAAACCCACAAGUUACAAGGUUUCACAUCAACUGGGAUGAUAGCAUUGAGAAAAUGGAUGAUUCACAGAACACACAUCCAGACAUGCAGCCUGUUCUUACAUCAAGCAUUCUACCUUCAGCAUCAAAAGGGCUAUCAGUCACUGGGAAUUCAUUCAAUCUUAUGUCAGGCUCACUCGUGAACUGCAUGUGACUUCCCACAUAAAAAGAAAACAUGAAUCACAAAUUAAUUUGUGAACAGGUGUUGAUUUACUGAGAAAAUGUGUCACCUUUCCAAUAUUGGCAUACAUGUUUAUUGAGGCUUGUAAGAACGAAAGAUACAAAUUCGUAGUUUUACAAUUGUGGUUAUUUGUUCCAGUUUUAAUGUUAAAACAGUAAAAUAUGCUUUAUCUUUAAACUGUCAUCAUCAAAAUGAAUCUGUUAACACUGAUGUGUGCCUGUUAGGAUUCUCAUUAAGAUUCAGAGUAAGCUCUUUAAUGGUGUAAAUAAUUAUCAUAAAAAUAAAAACUGAUGAUACCGUGGAUAAUGAUAAAUCAGACCUGGGCAACACUGGUGAGACUAUCAGCCAUUUGUGCCUUUUGCUUGAUUAUUUGUAGUUAAAUAUGUUUCCCUAUUUUUAUAUUAUUACAAUAUAACAAGGCUUUUUUUUUUAAUAUAAAAUAUAUUAUUUAUUUAACUGUUCCUUGCAGUGCACUGACUUAUUUAGUCUUACAGCCCUUUGAUUGUAC
Molecule: messenger RNA, 1384 nt
Organism: Polyodon spathula (Mississippi paddlefish)
Lineage: Eukaryota; Metazoa; Chordata; Actinopteri; Acipenseriformes; Polyodontidae
Product: histone chaperone ASF1-like
Exons: 4
Coding region: 235-849 (204 amino acids)
Biological process (GO): DNA replication-dependent chromatin assembly
Cellular component (GO): nucleus
Molecular function (GO): histone binding
Source: RefSeq, a predicted model, not a curated record